Messenger RNA from Gallus gallus (chicken), 4519 nucleotides. It is a transcript of the gene CRLF2, whose product is annotated as cytokine receptor-like factor 2. The coding region runs from base 430 to 1563 and encodes 377 amino acids. Gene Ontology annotation, biological process: cytokine-mediated signaling pathway. Gene Ontology annotation, molecular function: cytokine receptor activity; protein binding. The record is from RefSeq and is a predicted model, not a curated record. Gene Ontology annotation, cellular component: external side of plasma membrane. NCBI's taxonomy places the organism in Eukaryota, Metazoa, Chordata, Aves, Galliformes, Phasianidae. The transcript is spliced from 10 exons.
ACAGAUCCCUUGGCUCACAGACAACUUUUCAGUUCGUGGAUUGGGAUUAUCCAUAUUUGGAGAAAAAUCACACCAGGUAAUCAGAGAUUUAUUCAGGAAAGCAGAAUCUGUUCAAGCAAGUGGUUGGGCAACUCUCCUGGCAUGAGAGAAUUAACGCCUCCUUAGAGGAACUUGGUCAAAGCAGGGACUAAACAGGCAAAAGAGUAAUGCAUGUGUGUCAGACUGGAGUUUCCAAGACUUGCAGAAAUUUGAAUAGAUCUUCCUGGCAUGUGAAAUGGAUAAAUGAGUGAAAGAAGCCAACCCAAGAGAAGUGAACAGACACAUCAAAACUGGUACCACAUCAUGUGGCUGGGGACUUUGCUGAUGUGACAAAACUGAUAAGAGUCUAUAGCAGCAUAUAGAUGUCCAGUCCGUUGUGUCAUUCAAACCAUGAGACUCAUCUUUCAAGAAUGUUCAGUGAUCUUCACACUGGUCAACUUGGUGGGUGCUCUAUCACAAUCAUUUGGUCAGAAAGAUGCCAUCAACACCACAAUAAUCAAUUUCAAUAAUGAGAAAAUGCAGAUCACGUGGGCAACAAGCAAACUAUUCUCUGGCAAGAAUGUGUCAUUUUAUUAUACAUUUGAAGAAGGCAAGCAAAAAUCUUGGAAAACAUGUCCCACAUAUCUACUGACACAAGGCUAUAAUACAGGAUGUCUUUUUAAGACAGAUGGAUACACCCUUGCUUUCUCUAUCAUGAACACCAAUGGAAGUGAAGAGCUUUUUUCUAAAAGAUUGAAAUCUGAUUUCUACAUAAAGCCCAAUCGACCAGAAAAUGUGACCUUCUUCUGGAAGGAUGACACUGUUACUGUUACAUGUAAUAAACCAGAAAAAGGUGUGAAGUGCUUGAGACUUGAGCUUCAAUACAAAAGCAAAUAUGACAAAGGAUGGCAAUCCAGAACUUCUAAGUGUUGCAGAGUUGGAGAGCAAGGCUUUGAUCCAAGGAAAUGCUAUUCUUUUCGGGUCAGACUGAAGAGGAUAGUACCCUCUUGCAACGUAGUUGAUUACAGCAGUGACUGGGAAGCAGAAACAUUUUGGAUGAAUAGCACAUUAUUAGAUUCAUGUGAUGAUGAAAUAAAAACCCAGUCAAACACAGUAAUUCUUUUAAGUUGUUUGAUGACACUACUUCUAAUGGUAUUUAUCCUCUUGAUUCUUCUGUGUAAAUGGCAGAGACUUCAAAAAUCUGUCAUGCCUACUAUACCAGAUCCAAAAUAUGUAUUUACUGAUCUCUUCAACAAUCAUAAUGGAAACUUCCAGGAAUGGAUAGAUAAAACUGAUCAUGCAGUGGUGCAAACCAAAUUAGAAUAUGAAGAACCUGAAUGCAUCAUCGAGGAAGAAAACCAGCAAAUAGACAAGAAAAGUGACAAUCAGGAACCUAGGGAAAAAAUCUUCAGCUUUUCACAAUUAACUGGAAAUAACAGUCCCAAAGCAGCUCACAAUGCCUGCCUGGUGCCAACAUUCAAUAAUAUGGUUUCCUUUGCUGGCCUCCAGAAUGUAGUGAAUGAUGACACGUAUGUGAUGUUAUAAAACCUGCAUAAUUUAGAAGGUAUGAGGAAAUGAUAUGCAAGACCCUGAUGAGUUUAGCAGAAAGGCUGAAUAGAAAAUAUUAUCGCAAGUAGACACACAGAAAGAAAAAUACAAGCCUGUGUUCUCUGGUUCCAGAUAGGUUCUUUCCAAGAACUUAUGAUUUUAUGAGCAGGCUCAAUAAUUGACAUAAAUGUCUAAUGGUUUAUGGAGAUAAGAUUUGGGAUUCUAGUUGGUUUUUAUAUGUAGGAUUUAACUAGGCCCCAUCUUCAUGUUAUGAUAAGGAGAGAACAAGAGCUGUUCCAUGGUACAAUUUCAACAGCUGAGACUCAGUCCUUCCUCUCAUGUAGUGCAAACUACAUCAUUAUUCUUCUCAAAUGAAGAGAGAAAAUCAAGGUAUUUGUCUCCUAAUGAUCUUUGUUUCACAAAAGCUAGACUGUGUACCGUUCAUUUUCAUAGGGAUAAUAUACUGCUUUACUAUGUCUCUUAUGUUAGGAGUGCUUGCUUUUCUAGGCUGCUUCUCCAGUUCUGAAAUUCUGUUCUUCAUGGCAUGGAUCAAAGAUUUUUAAAGAGAAAGAAUAGGUCAUGUGUCUAUGAACAGAAAAAGGAGGAUGUACAGUGUUAGUUACAAUUUAUCACAUAAGUAGUGCUGUGUAGGCAGUUUCCUCCAGGAUAGCAAAGCCUUAUGGAGUGAGGUCAGAUCCUUGGUAUCUUACAGCGUCUCGAUGUGACUACACAUCUUGUAGAGAUCAGGUUCAAUUUGUACAAUAUUUAUAUUUAACUAAGUUUCUUUUAUUUCAAACUAUUUUUAAUGCAAUGAAGUAGGAUUUUAAACUGUAAAUAAAAAUUUAUUCUCAAACUCUGUUCUAGUGCUUUCUAAAACUUACCAUCUUUUGACUGUUUAAUUUUCUUACUUAAAAUGCCACAUACUACACUUAGGUUUCAUAAACAAAAUCUUAACUAUUCUGUAAAUUCAGGUUAACACCUAACACCUUAAGUAACACCUUAGCUACGUUUUACUUGAAAGCAAAUUUUAUAAAAAUGUUAAGUGCUACAAUAUCUAUGGUAUAUGUAAGGUCUUGUAGACACAUCAUAAUUAUAUAUUGAAAUAGUUCCAGAUAUUUCCAGAUAUUUCCCUGAGCAUCAAUCAGUCAUUGAAUGAUUUUAUCAGUUGAAUAAAUUUUGCCUACUGCAUACUUUUAUGAACUAAUUCAUACUGUAACUUGCAGGUGACACAUAUCAGAAAACUACAGAAAUUAAUAAAGUAUUUUUAGCUCAGCAUUUAAAAACUUUAAUGCCAGAUGCCCUCGGGAAUUGUAUACAGUAAUGUAAAUAUAUUAGUUUCCAGAAUUGGUUUCUAAUGACACAGUUCACCAUACAACGACAAAUCCAGAAACUGUAUGCCAAUAACUGCAAAACUUAACUGGGAAGACAAAUUUCUCUCGAUUUUCUUUACAUUACCUUAGACUUAGUUAUACAGUAACAAGAAAACCAAGAUAACAGAGGAUUUCCUGAAAUCCUGACAAUUUUUUUUUUGCCUUUUCUUAUCUAAAUCGGAAUUACGCCAGCUUUUUGGGGUCUUUUGUACAGCUUUGGUGUGUCUUUUUAAAUGGAUUUUUAAAAUAAAAAUAAUUAUGCAGUAUUUAAAUAGUACAGUAAGAAUGCAGUGAAUUUUAAACAAAUACAAGCUUUAUAUAAUUUGAUCAGCAGAAUAUACCUUGGCUCAGGUGUUCUUAAGUGAUAUAAACUGGAGUUGUUGCAUAAGAAUCUAACUUACACCAAAUUGCACUUGAUAUGAACCUGUUCCAGUAAUGACUGAAGCAAUAAAGUGGGAGGUAAAGCUUGGAUUGCGUUGCUUAGCUCUUUCAUGUUUGAACUACACAUACAUAUGAUUGUCUAAAGAGCUAGCUAAAUACCUUAAUUCAACCAUUUUCUGUUAACAAGUAUUUUUCUAUCUGAAUUAAAAAUGUUUCACAUUGCUGUAAAAUUUUACUUUGGAAGAAAAAGAAGAAAGACGUGGAAAUGUGUUGUUUCAGUAGUGUUCCUGUAUGAACGAUAGCUUGUAUUAUAUUUUACAGCUAUAAAGUUUAUUUUUGCAUAUGUAUACAACCAUAUUUACAUAGUAUAUAACAGAUAAGAAAUUAAAAAUAUAAAACUUGAAAUAUCUAAACAUUUAUUUUAAAAACAUUAUGUAUGUAUAUAUAUAUAUGUAUAUAUAUAACGCAACAUAUUCUUCCCUCCUCAUCCUGAUUGUCAGUUCUCUGGUGGUUGCGCAGCCAUGCAGCCUGUCUCAAAGCAGGCUUGCAGUGACUCAUGCAAACCAAGCUACAAAGAAGCAACUUAAACAGACAGCUGGGAAAAGGCCUGUUCAACUCCCCACAGUGAGAAGAAGGGUACGUGGCACCUUUAACAUCUUCCGUUUUUGUUUCUUCAAAGUUGUUACGUUCUUCAAAGGCACAAGUCCCCCAGAUGUUACAGCUUGUUCCUAAUUAUAUCCUGCAGAAAGGCACAAACAGCAUUUCAUGUGGUAGUCCAGACUAACUGAACUGCAUCUUUUCAACAGCAAACUAAAAAGGAUGUAUAUCGUGUAAGGAUGUGUAAAGGAUGUAUACCUUGUGUAAUUUUAUGUACUCGCUAUAUCAGUGCUGAACCAAGUUGCAUUGAUAGAUUGAACAUCUUCACUGUUCACUUGGCUUUUGACGUGUGAUUUUCAGUGAGAGGAAGACUAAGAGGAAAUCACAGUGAUUUUUUUAAAAACGAAUAACAGAACUUAUUGAAACCGGUCUUGCAACGUCUGAUGAUUUCUCUUUUUUGUUGUUGUUGUUUAUUUUUAUCAUAUUAAUGUUUAUCAGUCUUUUGGGAAAUACACUUUGUGCAACUAUGAGAAGAAAAUGGUUGCUUUCUUUGUAAGGAAUGUAGAAGUUUCUUACAGUACUGUCAUAAAAUAUUUCAAAACCAA